This is a messenger RNA of Arabidopsis arenosa, 351 nucleotides long. The record is from the annotation of a GenBank genome assembly. Lineage: Eukaryota; Viridiplantae; Streptophyta; Magnoliopsida; Brassicales; Brassicaceae.
AACACACAGAAAAACUCUUUCACAGUUUUAUAAUUAUAUUAUCUUUCUUUUCGUUUGAAAUCUUUGUGAAAAAUGGCUAAUGUUGGAAACACUAGUGGGUCUACUCGUUUUGAAGAGGUGUGUCGUGAAAUGACGCAGCUAAAUGAUGAAAUUCAGAAGCUCAACGUGGAUGAUUUUGGUGCCAAUGAAGAAGCAAGGAAGAAGAUAACUGAUAUGACAACGAAGUUGAAAGAGCUCUAUGAGAAGAUGAAAGAAACUGUGAAGGAGAUGAAGGAAACCCCACAGUGAUAGGUUACUUUUACUUUUCCAGUGAAGCUCUCUCUUAUAGAUAAAUAAAUAAUUGAGAUGUUG